UGUGCGUGUGUGCGAUGAUACUAGCAGCAGUUAGGGGACGAUUAGGACACACCCCUUUGGAUAUAAGACCCUGCAAGUAGUUGGUCCAUACUUUCCCUCUGUGAGCUGUCCUCGCCUCUCUACUUCAAGCUGCGCACGAACAAAAUAAAACAACAGGGUAAGGCGUCGUUUGGUGGCAGCUUAAAAAAUAAAAAACCAAAAUGGAUUUUGGAAAAUGUAUCUGGAUAACUGCAUUACUUUAUGGUCUCGCCUUUAAAGCUGUCCUGGCCCAGACCAACGACCUGACCCCCUGCUCCAGCGCCAACUUCCUGGAGCGCGUGGAGGGGGACUGCACCAAGUUCAAGGCCUGUGGGGCGGCGGGGGUGUUCAUCAUGAACUGCCAGCAGGGCUGGUGUUCAGCCAGGUACAACAGAUCUGCAACUACAAAGUUUUCGUGCCGGAGUGUCAGAAUACACAAACGACAGACAUAUGCAGCCCCAACCCGUGCCUCAAUGGAGUCUGUGUCCAAGACCAGAGCCUCAUCAAUGGCUACAGAUGUUACUGCAACUAUGGAUACUACGGAGAAAAGUGUGGCAAACUAUAACUACUGCUUGAGCCUACCCUGUCAGAACAAUGGUGCCUGCACCAACAGCGACAGCGGCUACACCUGCGACUGUGCGAGCACUGGAUUUACAGGUCUCACGUGUACAGAUCCUAUAAUUAGAUCAUGCAGCUACAACAACUGUAUAAACGGAUACUGUAACAACAACAUCUGCAACUGUUAUAGCGGGUACACAGGAAGCAGCUGCAACAUCACUUCAACAUCGACAUCAACGCCGUCUACCACCUCUUCAACUACGACCAGCGCACCAACAUCCACCAUCUCGCCCCAGUGUGACCCCAACCCCUGCCUCAAUGGCGGCACCUGUAUGGGAGGCGCCUUUGAAUACAGCUGUCAGUGUCCGACUGGGUACUCGGGCAGCAACUGUCAAAUAUUCAAAUCCAACCCAAACUGUACCUACCCCUGUCCCUCUGACGUGCCCAGUUACAACUACCCCUCAUGGAACGACACGAGUUGCUCCUCCUACUACACCUGUCAAAGAGGUGUCCUGAGUUAUCGCACCUGCCAACCCGGGUACAAGUUUGACGUGGUCUCAAUGAGUUGCCGGGAUCAAAAUGAAGAUAACAGAUUUUUCUGUGACUUUUUCAAAGCCUCGACAACCACAUUCCUGCCAACCACUGCGCUGACAACCACACUCAAGGCGACGUCAACCACUGCAGUUACAACAACCACAUCUAAACUAACUUCAACUAUGUCAACCACAACUACAAAGACAUCACCCACAACAACUACAACCACAACCACUCCAACAACAACAACUACGCCGACCACAACUACGAAAACAACACCCACAACAACCACAACUAGUACCACGCCAACAACAACUGCGCCGACCACAACUACAAAGACAACACCCACAACAACCACAACUACAACCACUCCAACAACAACUACGCCGACCACAACUACAAAGACAACACCCACAACAACCACACCCACUCCAACAACAACAACUACGCCGACCACAACUACUAAGACGUCACCUACAACAACAACAACCACUCCAACAACAACUACGCCGACCACAACUACAAAGACAACACCCACAACAACCACUACCACUCCUACAACAACUACGCCUACCACAACUACAAAAACAACACCCACAACAACCACAACUACAACCACGCCAACAACAACUGCGCCGACCACAACUACAAAGACAACACCCACAACAACCACAACUACAACCACGCCAACAACUGCGCCGACCACAACUACAAAGACAACACCCACAACAACCACAACUACAACCACGCCAACAACAACUACGCCGACCACAACUACAAAGACCUCACCUACAACAACCACUACCACAACUACAACCACACCAACAACAACUACGCCGACCACAACUACAAAGACGUCACCUACAACAACCACAACUACAACCACACCAACAACUACUCCCACCACAACUACAAAGACAUCUGCCACAACAAUUACAACUUCGCCAACCUUAACUAAGCCGACCGCAACAACAUCAUCCGCAACUACUAAGACUUCAGCAUCAACAACCACACCCACGCCAACCACAACUCUAAAAUCAACAGCGACGUCUACUGGAGUAACAACUACCACCAUAGCCAUAUACACGCCCAAUCCACUCUGCACCUACCCCUGCCCCUCUAAUGUUCCCAGUUACAACUACCCCUCAUGGAACGACACGAGCUGCUCCUCCUACUACACCUGUCAAAGAGGUGUCCUGAGUUAUCGCACCUGCCAACCCGGGUACAAGUUUGACGUGGUCUCCAUGAGUUGCCGAGAUCAAAAUGAAGAUAACAGAUUUUUCUGUGACUAUUUUAAAGCCUCCCCGUGUAACCCCAACCCCUGCAUCAACGGUGGCACCUGUGUGGCAAUGACCUACGAGGCAACCUGUAUAUGCCCCCCUCAAUACUCAGGCUGGAGCUGUGAAAUAUACAAGCCCACAGAGAACUGUACCUACCCUUGUCCCUCUGACGUGCCCAGUUACAACUACCCCUCAUGGAACGACACGAGUUGCUCCUCCUACUACACCUGUCAAAGAGGUGUCCUGAGUUAUCGCACCUGUCCACCCGGGUACAAGUUUGACGUGGUCUCCAUGAGUUGCCGGGAUCAAUAUGCCGAAAACAGAUUUUUCUGUGACUAUUUCAAAGGUGCCCUUCUUGGUUAAAGGAUAUCGAUGUUGUUGUUUUUUUUUUUAAGGAAUUCCCAUUGAACUUGCAAAAAUUAAAAUAAUUUUUUUUUUCUUCGGAAAUUACAUUUAUAAAAAUAA
Messenger RNA from Physella acuta, 2855 nucleotides. RefSeq names its product mucin-2-like. The record is from RefSeq and is a predicted model, not a curated record. Lineage: Eukaryota; Metazoa; Mollusca; Gastropoda; Physidae. Gene Ontology annotation, molecular function: chitin binding; calcium ion binding. Gene Ontology annotation, cellular component: extracellular region.